Molecule: messenger RNA, 1132 nt
Organism: Cheilinus undulatus (humphead wrasse)
Lineage: Eukaryota; Metazoa; Chordata; Actinopteri; Labriformes; Labridae
Gene: il12bb
Product: interleukin 12B, b
Exons: 9
Coding region: 82-1044 (320 amino acids)
Molecular function (GO): protein binding
Source: RefSeq, a predicted model, not a curated record
AAACCACCUCAGGCGGUCAUUCUUCUUUGACUUUACUCUUCCACUCAUUGUUUUAACUGAAGAUCAAGACUGGGUUUCAAGAUGCAUUUGUUGUUCCUCCUGCUCCUGUGUGCUGCUUCAUGCUGCGCCAACACUCACAGCAACCAGCCAGACAUUGAACCUCUCAUGGAUAAUGUUCUGGUGUUGAGGGUGCCCUAUGGUAAAGGCAGCAGGGUGUAUGUUAACCUGACAUGUGGAGGAGCUCAUCAGAAUCAGCCUGUGAUCUGGAAAAAAGAUGGUAUGGAGCUUGAACCAGCUCUGCAGGGGAACCACAUCAGAGUCCUGGUGAGGGAGAUGGAUGGAGGAAACUACACCUGUCACCAGAGCACUGAUGGACAAUACCUCAACCACACUGUAAUCCUGGUACGAUCAGAUCCGGACAACAGGACUGUCAUUCUGAAGGAAAAAUCCCCCAAAGAAGGUCACAUCCACUGUACAGCUCCAAACUACAGAGGCUCAUUCCACUGCACCUGGACAAGAACGGAGGACAGACCCAACGCUGCUGUGCUGCUGGUGAAGGCUGAGCGUGAUCUGAAAAAGAUUCCCUGUGUACUGGAUGCUGAUGGUUCAGGGGUCCGCUGUCAGGACACAGACUGCCAACACAACGAGGAGCAGCACAGCAUCUCCAUCACUGUUUACAUACGCAGCUACUCUCUCCUGGAGGCUUACAGUAAGACCUUCUACCUCAGAGAUAUUGUGAGGCCAGCAAUGCUCCCAAACUUACAGACCAGUGACAGAAGAGUGUUCAGCUGGGGUUACCCUGAGUCCUGGGAAAAGCCCUGCACAUAUUUCCGCCUGCAGUUUGAGGUGAAGGUGGUCCACAGUGGAAAUGACUGCAGCAGUGAGGAUCACAUAGAGUACAACACCACUGAGCAGACUCAGUACGAGGUCAAUGUCAAAACAAGAAGGUUUGUUUUCUGUGUGCGGGCUCAGGACAAAUUCACCAGAGGGCCAUUCAGCCACUGGAGUAAUUGCAUGGUGAAUCGAAACGAUGUGAAAUGCUAGAUCCUGUCACGGACUGUGGCCAUGAAGAAAUGAGAAGAAGUAUUUCUUUUUUUUUUUUAGUUUUUAAGAUUUUUAAAGCAAAGCUGGG